Molecule: messenger RNA, 2181 nt
Organism: Durio zibethinus
Lineage: Eukaryota; Viridiplantae; Streptophyta; Magnoliopsida; Malvales; Malvaceae
Product: protein BASIC PENTACYSTEINE6-like
Biological process (GO): response to ethylene
Cellular component (GO): nucleus
Molecular function (GO): sequence-specific DNA binding; DNA-binding transcription factor activity
Source: RefSeq, a predicted model, not a curated record
GUUCACAUAUACGAACUUUGAACGACAGCGUUUUAGAGACUUCAAAUUUUCAUCAAACGGCUAGGAGCUGGGGAGAGUUCCUAGGCGCUGGUCUUGAUUAUUGGUGCUACUUGUGAGCUUUUAGCCCACUCGCGGGACAACGUGACAACAGUGGAAAAUCAAGAGAGUCAGACAUCUGAAAAAAAACCCCUUUAGGACACAAAAAGUAAGGAAAAAUUCCUUUGUCUUUUGUUCUUCAAUUCUUCCUUUCCACAGAUUUUCUAUCUUCCCAAAUUUAUGUUUUGAUUCCCAUCACUUUACUCUGAAAUUCUUCAACUGUUCCUAUUCAGGGAAGAUCAACCACCAGAGGAUGGGUUUCUGUUCUUCAUACACCUUUCCGUGGAUUUUCUUCUCCCAAAGUGAUAUGAUGCUUACUUGACUGAAUACCACCCUCACAGCAGAGUUUUGAAACUUUUUUGUCAACCUCAACAAUUUUUUGGGGUCUCCAAUGGAUGAUGGUGGGCAUCGUGAAAAUGGAAGACUCAAAACAGAUCAGUAUAGACCAGCUCAGGGUCAGUGGCUGAUGCAUCAGCCGUCAAUGAAGCAGAUAAUGACCAUUAUGGCUGAAAGAGAUGCAGCUAUUCAAGAAAGGAAUUUAGCACUAUCUGAGAAAAAGGCAGCUAUUGCUGAGAGAGAUAUGGCUUUCUUGCAGCGAGAUGCUGCAAUUGCUGAGAGAAAUAGUGCUAUAUUGGAACGUGAUAAUGCCAUAGCAAAUCUUCAGUAUCGAGAGAACUCCUUGGCAUCUAGUAAUAUGUCCUCUUGUCCACCAGGGUGCCAAAUCUCGCGUGGGUUGAAGCACAUGCAACAUCCACAGCAAAACGUUCACCAUCUGCCCCACAUUAGUGAAGCUCCUUACAAUUCAAGGGAAAUGCAUUCAACUGACACCCUACCAGUGACACCAGGAACCUCUGAUGGUACAAAGUCAAGACAGGGUAAACGAGCAAAAGAGGCCAAGGUAAUUGCAUCUAACAAGAAGGCUUCAAAACCUCCAAAAAAGGUGAAACGAGAGAAUGAGGAUUUGAAUAAGAUUAUGUUUGGCAAGUCACAUGAAUGGAAGGGUGGACAAGAUGUGGGUGGUGGGGGUGAUGAUCUCAACAAACAGCUAGUGGCAACCAAGUCCGAUCGGAAAGGUCAGGAUCUGGGGUUGAAUCAAAUUGUAUUUGAUGAAUCAACCAUGUCACCACCUGUUUGUUCCUGCACUGGAGUCCUUAGACAGUGCUAUAAAUGGGGAAACGGGGGAUGGCAAUCUUCAUGUUGCACAACCACCUUGUCAAUGUAUCCUUUGCCAGCAAUUCCCAACAAAAAACAUGCCCGAAUUGGUGGCAGAAAGAUGAGUGGAAGUGCUUUCAACAAGCUGCUUAGCCGGCUUGCAGCUGAAGGUCAUGAUUUAUCCAAUCCUGUUGACCUUAAGGACCAUUGGGCCAAGCAUGGGACAAACCGCUACAUCACGAUCAAGUAGGUUGUUUAAGAUGCCAAAUGCAAAUGGGAUAGGUAAUGGAGAAAUAGAGAAGAGUCAUGUGAUGCUCAUGUUUUUGUCUUUAGUCAUUUUAGCAGUGGAGGAAAAAUAAAUGAUUUGAAAAUAACCAUAGUGAGGAUCACUAGGUGGGAAAUGCCAACAUAAUUUGGGGUUUACUUCAAAGUGGCCCCUCAGAUCUCUCUCUCUCUCGCCUGCAUCGAUCCUCCAUUAGCAUUUUAUGAAUUGAUGUCUGCAUUUAGUACAAGUAAGGGGUGACUAGUUGAAGAGAGGAUGAAGGAUAUGACUCAUCCAUUUUCUUUUCUUCAUUUUCUUUGCCACAUCCAACCUUGGAAAUGAUGGGGGUGUCACCUUUCCACUAUGUUACCUGUAACUAUAUUGUGCCUCAAACGUCUUUGUUGUACUUGAAUGAAAUUUCAGUUUGUAAGCUUAAUCAAUCCAUCCAUUUCCUUCCCUAAACGGUAUGUCAAGUUGAUCAUUUUGCUUGGAUUCUUGAGAUCACGAAACCUAGCCUUUAUAUCUUCCAUCAUAUGUUUCAUGUUUGGUCAGUUUAGAUCAUUUAUCAGUUUUUCUUCCGAGAAUCAGGCUUUCUUGUAAAAUGAUAUUGGGAUGUCAACUUUUCCGACCACUUUUCCAGGAUAAAGGAAAAAAAUGUCUGAACUCUGAAC